GACACAGAGGAGGAAGACCCCUAAACACCGGGGCAGCUCUCCAAUACGUCAGAGACAACGUCUUUACAAACUCCUCUGGGAGUAGACGCCUGCAGGGUGUCCCACAGAUAUUGAUCUUGCUAACUGGGGAAGGUCUUUUGACAAUGUAGAUAGCCCAGCCUCAGCUCUCAAACAGCAGGGCAUUUAUGUGAUUGGCAUCGGAACUAGGACCUCAGAUGCUAGAGAGCUGCAGAAAAUAUCAUAUGAGCCCAGUUAUGCUCUGCCAGUGUCCGAGUUCACUGACCUUCCCAGUGUCCAAGAAAAGCUCUCUUCUGUAAUGAGCACAGUGAUAGUGAGGGCCACGCCCAUGACACCAACAGUGACCGUGGUCAGACCGCCAGCAGGAAAGGAUGUGGUGUUUUUGCUGGAUGGAUCUGAUACUACUAGAACUGGAUUCCCAGCUAUGAGAGACUUUGUCCAAAAACAAGUAGAGACACUCAGUGUGGAUGAUGGCAAAGACCGUGUGUCGGUUGUUCAGUACAGCAGAGAUCCAACCGUCCAGUUCUAUCUGAACACUUACACCACAAAAAGAGAGGUCCUUGACAGUGUCAGAGGUUUGAGGCACAAAGGCGGACGACCCCUCAACACUGGAGCAGCUCUCCGGUACUUGAGGGAUAACGUCUUCACGGCCUCUGCCGGAAGCAGGCGUCCCGAAGGAGUUCCGCAGGUCCUAAUAUUGAUCACUGGUGGAAGAUCAUUUGACAGUAUUGAUGAACCAGCCUCUGCUCUCAAACAGCUGGGUGUCUUGACCAUUGCAAUUGGAACCCGAGGCUCUGACCCCAGAGAACUUCAGACCAUAACUGGCGAGCCCAGUCAUGCUGUAUCUGUGUCUGACUUCACUGACCUUCCCAAUGUUCAAGAACAGCUCUCCUCUGUAAUGAGCACAGUGCUAAUGAGAGUCACACCUUUGACCCCAACAGUGACUGUGGUCAGACCGCCAGCAGGAAAGGAUGUGGUGUUUUUGCUGGAUGGAUCUGAUGCUACUAGAACUGGAUUCCCAGCUAUGAGAGACUUUGUCCAAAAACAAGUAGAGACACUCAGUGUGGAUGAUGGCAAAGACCGUGUGUCGGUUGUUCAGUACAGCAGCGAUGCAGCCGUCCAGUUCUAUCUGAACACUUACACCACAAAAAGAGAGGUCCUUGACAGUGUCAGAGGUUUGAGGCACAAAGGCGGACGACCCCUCAACACUGGAGCAGCUCUCCGGUACUUGAGGGAUAACGUCUUCACGGCCUCUGCCGGAAGCAGGCGUCCCGAAGGAGUUCCGCAGGUCCUAAUAUUGAUCACUGGUGGAAGAUCAUUUGACAGUAUUGAUGAACCAGCCUCUGCUCUCAAACAGCUGGGUGUCUUGACCAUUGCAAUUGGAACCCGAGGCUCUGACAGCACAGAACUUCAGACCAUAACUGGCGAGCCCAGUUAUGCUCUAUCUGUGUCUGAACUGACUGACCUACCCAAAGUGCAACAGCAAGUUGAGUCCUCUGUGGAAGCUGCAGUUAUUGAAGUCACCCCAGAAUUACCAACCGUAAUUGUUUCACGUGACAGAAAAGAUAUCGUAUUCCUUCUGGAUGGUUCUGAUGGCACAAGGAAUGGCUUCCCUGCCAUGCGUGAUUUUGUAGAGAGAGUGGUGGAGAAACUCAAUGUGGGAGAAAACAAAGACCAUGUCUCUGUGGUCCAGUACAGCAGAGAACCAGAGGUCCAUUUCUAUCUGAACACAUAUACCACAGGGGAGGAUGUGGUGGACUCGGUCAGAGGGCUUAGACACAGAGGAGGAAGACCCCUAAACACCGGGGCAGCUCUCCAAUACGUCAGAGACAACGUCUUUACAAACUCCUCUGGGAGUAGACGCCUGCAGGGUGUCCCACAGAUAUUGAUCUUGCUAACUGGGGAAGGUCUUUUGACAAUGUAGAUAGCCCAGCCUCAGCUCUCAAACAGCAGGGCAUUUAUGUGAUUGGCAUCGGAACUAGGACCUCAGAUGCUAGAGAGCUGCAGAAAAUAUCAUAUGAGCCCAGUUAUGCUCUGCCAGUGUCCGAGUUCACUGACCUUCCCAGUGUCCAAGAAAAGCUCUCUUCUGUAAUGAGCACAGUGAUAGUGAGGGCCACGCCCAUGACACCAACAGUGACCGGUAAGAACGUGACUCAUUUGUAAUCUCCAGUAUCAUGGUAGAAAACAGUCUGAAAAAAAAUCAAAUGUGUUUUCAG
Oreochromis niloticus (Nile tilapia) is the source of this 2234-nucleotide messenger RNA. Its product is annotated as collagen alpha-3(VI) chain-like. The coding region runs from base 317 to 1942 and encodes 541 amino acids. Lineage: Eukaryota; Metazoa; Chordata; Actinopteri; Cichliformes; Cichlidae. The transcript has 4 exons. The record is from RefSeq and is a predicted model, not a curated record. Gene Ontology annotation, molecular function: extracellular matrix structural constituent conferring tensile strength.